AACAAGAGAAGAAGAGAAAACGGAAGUCGAUUGAUAUACCCCGCACCGAUAAAUUUGAAAGGUCUGGCGAUAUGGAUGUCAGCAUCGCUGUCUCCUUGAUCCGAGGCCAAAUGGGUGCGGUGGUGGAGCGUGCGGUAAAUGGCGCCGUGGAGACCGUGCUGGCUGAGAUGCUCAAGGUGGUGGGGGUUAAAUUCGAGGAGCUGAAGGUGCAGCUGGCGCUCAUGAAGCGCGAGGUGGCGACGCUGCAGCGUGAAAAAGUCCUGAAGGAUAAGGAGAACGAUAACGUCCGAGCAAAGCUGCGAUACACUGAGUUGAAAUUGAAGUACUACAGACAAGGUGUGGAGGAGGAACUGCAGCACCGAACUUCCAACACGUCUUUGGUACGAAGCCACCAGCCCAAAUGUCCUCCUGGACAGACUAGUGGUACCAGUGUCUCCUCCACUGGAGCGUCACCAUCGUGCUCCUCUCAGACAUCCACAGCUGAAGAUCCACCAACAAGCAACCGAGCUCUGCUCUGUCACGUAGACCAGGAUGUUCCUCAGAGGAUAGGAGGAGAAGGUCAGGAGGCCGACUUGAAUGCCACUGCGCAUAAACACUUGGAUGGCAACGAAACCAUCUUGAACCUGCCUCCUUUCCCAACCCAUGACGCUGGUCAGGAGUCUGCCACCCCACCUCUGUCCCCUCAUGGCUCACCGCAAGCCGAUAGCUCUACCCUGGCUGUCUCUACAACACAGGUGAAGAUGGAGGAGGAAGAUCAGCAGGUGAUCUCCAUAAAAGAAGAGCCGGAGGAGGAGCAGGAAGUGAUGUCAUGCCUACUGAUGGACAAAAUGAUGAACCAAAACCUGGUCCAGUCAGAGGUAAUGAUGUCUGGGACACAGUGGUCAGGAUUACAGACCAGCCAGAAUAAAAGCUCCUCAGGCUUCAGCUCAAAUGAACCAAGCCCCUCCUAUGCCACACCUCAGGCAUCCUUUCCGGCCAUUGCCCCGGCACCUCCGGGCUCUCCACGCCAGAUGGUGCGCGGUACAUGGACCAAAGACUUGAGCUUGUACGAAGAAUACAAAAUGCGGCGCAAUGAGCUACGCCGGCGAAGCCUCAACCGGCGGCGAGAACUCGAAAAAACGCUUCCUCAACCUUUGCUGGCUGAUCUGGUACGGGAGCGGCGAGAAAAGACCAGACUUAGGGUGGCCAGAUGGCGGGCAAAGCGAAAACUGCAAGCUUGUCUCAACCAGGCUCCCAUUGGUGGUGACCCCACCACUCAAUUCAAGACACACGGUGGUGCAGUGGCUAUUUCCCAGGAUGGUUUUGCUAUUGCGGGUCCUCAACAACACAAAGUACCUUGUGCAUCUACUUCCAGUCCGCCUAACAACGUGGUCAUCUCUGCAAUCACCACUUUCCCAUUCGUUACGCCGCCGGCGUCAUCCUCCCUGUUCAUGAGGGGUCCUGAUAUGUCUGCGCAGGCCAAUCAGCACGCGUUGAUGUCAAUGCCCCAUACGCCUGCCCCCUACCCGCAGGUUAGCCUAUCGCAGCAGAGCAAGUCUCUGACGGACACCAAUGUCGACUCGUGAGAGUUCAGACUGAACAGUCUGCUAGUUGCACCUGUAUCGCGCCGAGAUGUGUUGUCAUAUCCUGUUGCACUGAUCACAAACACUUAAAAAGAGACGUGGUAGAGCAGGGAUGGGCAUAACUGUUAAUUUUAAUUUAAAAUUCGUGGUCAGGUAAUCUUGUAUUUUUUAAUUUAAAGCCCUUUUCAUGCCAAAAAAUACCUGAUAAUGUUAAUUUUUUUCUAUAUCAUUUUAUAUUUUCAAAAGAAUUCAAACAAACAAAACUCUUAAAAAAUAGUGUUAAAAUAGUCUUUAACUAAACAAGCAAACACUGAAGGUAUUAUUUCAAUAGGCAUGCCGAAGUUGAACGUGAAGUUGUUCAACUUUACAGAAAGCAAACAAGGCAGCUGUGCUUUUUAAAGCUUUUUACUUUCCUCACUUUUGACAAUUUGCAAAGCUGUAACACACAUAUGUACACUUAGGUUCAAAACGACACACAUUUGAACAAUAAAACACUUGACAGUGGCGUUGAAACAUCGAUCUAGCCCAGACAUGUCCAAAGUCCGGCCCGGGGGCCAAAUGCGGCCCGUGGUCAAAUUUCAUCCGGCCCCCAGCCUCUGUCAUAAAAUCAAUAACGUCUGGCCCGCACACAGACUUAAUAAAUUGGUCAGCAGUACUGCAACCAGCAUAAGCAGUAGCUUACACACGAAAUGCUGCUCCUCAUUUACCCACUCAAAGGCAGCAGCACUUUAACCCUUUAUUGCCAAAUGUAUCACAUUUGAUACACCGAAAAUUUCAUGAUUUUGAGACUAAUUUAGAAUUUUGACAUUUCUUUUUGGAAAAAACAAACAAACAAACAAAAACAACGAUUGAUGCAAGUCAACACAUGCAUUUGCAGGUUCUAUGAGAAAAAAAUGAUUUAGCAUGAGUUAUAGAUAUUAGAGCGCUUAUUACACAUAUUCAUUUUGACUUUUCUUUUUACAAAUUUGAAAAAAUUGUUUCAUUAGGACCUUAUUUUUCAAAUUUUGGGAUUCUCUGAUAAUUGUUUCAUGUUGCAGGUAUUGAAGGGCUAAGCAACAUUACCCCGUGUGACCCAUUACUUCCAUUUUCUAAAAUGGCGACAAUCAACAAAAAAAAAAAAGAAAGUUGACUGUGACGGCCGACGCUUCAAGGAUAGGUGGAAAUUGGACUAUUUCUUCACUAAAAUGCGCAACAACUGUGUCUGCCUCAUUUGCAAAGAGACAGUCGCUGUUUUUAAAGAUUUCAAUGUUAGCCGAUAUUACCAAACAAGACACGUUGACGUGUACGGCAAGAUUACAGGGAAGAUUCGCAGCGAGAAAUUGAAGCAACUUGAAGCUAGUUUAAUUUCACAGCAGCAGUAUUUCGCAAGAGCCCGAGAGUCGAAAGAGAACGCCACAAAGGCUAGUUGUAAGAUUGAAAUUAUUCAAUUUAAAAAAAUAAUAAAGCAAAUGUGACACACUGAAUGGCUUGCUAAAAUUUGCUUAAAUAUAUUGUUCUAUGUAGAGGAUGUCAGCCAAGGUCAGCCCCCUUUGCAAAAAGUUUGGACACGCCUGAUCCAGCCUGAUCAAUAUGUAAAUUUAGUAGAUUAAAUUUGCCUAAUUUGCCUAACAAAAGUCAGCUAGCUUAAACGCAUUUACAAUUCUCAUAUCAAAUCGCUCACACGUAACUCCACAAACUGUAGCUCUAAAUUUAAUAAUUACCAAUGCAUACACAAACAUAUAUUAGCUGAAACAACUUACAGCCUUAUGUGGGCCAAACCAGAGCGCAGCUGUCCUUUAUCCAUGUCAGACUUCUGAGUCUGCUUCUCAGUCAUACAAGGCGACAGUCCAUUUAGAUCAACGCUGCCACCAGAGGGCAGUGUAUCCUCUAUCAUUAAACUAAAUACAGUGGUACCUCGACACACGAUCGCUUUGACACACGAUCUUUUCGACAUCCGAUGUAAAAUUCGACUCGCCAUUUCCUUUUACAUCCGACGACAUGCUCGAAAUACGAUGAUUUAAGGCAGUGCCGCAGCUUCGUUUUGCCACAAGAUGGGCGCACGACAGAUUUUCUUGUGAGAGAAAUCAACAAGUGUUCCAAGAAGGUUAGGGUAGGUGGUGAAAAAAGGAGAAGGUGACGCUGACCAUUGAAAUGAAGAUCGAAAUGGUAGAAAAAUAUGAGUCCGUGAACUGGCUCAACAAUAAGGCCGUAGAAUGUCUACGAUCGCGACGGUCCUCUUCAGACCUCCGUUCGCCAGUCUUUAUAAUUUAACGUGACAAUUAUUAUUGUUGUAACAUCGCCAAAGACAUCGCCAGCUUCGUCAGGUUUUUAAUAAUUUAUUUCAGAGCUUGUGCAACAUAACACGCCUACUGUCCGCUGCAGUUUCCGCCAACAACAAAACAUUAAAAGAGAAAGUAAAAUCUCGACCGCACCUUUCUUACUCUGUCACGUCAGCCACGCGGGGCGUUCAGAUACAGCACGCAAAACACGUCCACCACAUUAGAAUCCGAUUCGUUACAUUAUUAUUCCGGUUUUUAGUAAUAAAUUGUUUUGCUAUGUGUAAUUGCCAUUUGUCAUCAUACAAGCAGUAUUUAAGGAUUUAGUGUAGGUUUUUAGGUUGUCGAACGAAUUAAUGGAAUUAUAAUUUAUUCUUAUGGGAAAAAUCCUGCUCGACGCGCAACUAUUUCAAUUUACAAACAAGGUCGUGGAACAAAUUAACUUUGGAUGUAGAGGUACCACUGAACAGCACUUUUGGACAGUCAUUUUGAGAUUUAGGGGUAUUUAAAGGGUUAAUUCCGAUUUACGUGGAAAUUCGGGUUACUUUGCCAGCGUAGGAACAGAAUUCGCUCGUAACCUAAGGACUACCUGUAAAUGGACUAAAACAUUAUGCCCAUCCCUGAUAAUGAUACAUUUACUUGUUUUAAGUGAGCAUUGAUAACCUCAAUAUACUCUACUGUUACAAAAUGCACACAUUGUUAACACUAAUUUUCUCCCUGUUGAAAUUGGAACUGUUAUUGUGUAUACUUUGUCCGAAUAAAAUAAGCGAGAAAUUUGGCGUGUUUAGUAUUUUUUUUUUCAUUGAAAUCUUUCUAAAACGUGUUUUGGUUUUUGAUUAAAUUUAAUCUCAAGUGUCAAAAAUAGAAAUGACAGACAGACAUCACACAAAUAAAUCUUUAUUACUCUAUCAAUAAAACAUUAACUGCCUUCAUCAAAGGAAAGUCUCUCAAAUAGAACAUUUUAAUGUCUUUGAUUGUUGUAAAAUAGGGGUACAGUGGUAUGAAAAAGUAUCUGAACCUUUUAGAAUUUCUCACAUUUCUGCAUAAAAUCAUCAAAUGUGACCUGAUCUUUGUCAAAACCACACAGAUGAAAAUACAGUGUCUGCUUUAACUAAAACCACCCAAACAUUUAUAGGUUUUCAUAUUUUAAUGAGGAUAGCAUGCAAACAAUGACAGAAGGGGAGAAAAUAAGUAAGUGAACCCUCUGCCUAAGGAGAUAUAACGAGCAAUUGAAACCAAUUUUUACCACACAUUUUAAGUCAGGUGUGUGCCCACUCACUGAGUGGUUUAAAGCUGGCCUGCCCACUAUAAAACACACACCUGGUAAGAAAUGUCUUGAUGAGAAUCAUUGUCUGAUGUGCAUCAUGGCUCGGUCAAAAGAGCUGUCUGAAGACUUGCGAUCAAGGAUUGUUUAAAGCUUUGUAUAAAGCUGGGAAAGUAUACAAAACCAUCUCUAAAAGUCUGGAUGUCCAUCAAUCGACAGUCAGAGAAGUUUUCUACAAAUGGAGAGUUUUGGCACUAUUGCUUCUCUCCCAGGGAAUGGCCGUCCACCAAAGAUGACCCCAAGAAUUCAGCGUGGAAAAAUGGGUCAGCUCACCAACAUCAACACCUCGUCCCAACCGUGAAGCAUGGAGGAGGGAGCAUUAUGAUUUGAGGCUGUUUUGCUGCCUAAGGGCCUGGAUACCUUGCAAUCAUUAUUGGAAGAAUGAAUUCAAAGGUUUAUCAGGAUGUUUUGCAGGAGAACCUGAGGCCGUCUGUCAGACAGUUGAAGCUAAAAAGAGGAUGGAUGCUGCAACAAGACUAUGAUCCUAAGCACAGAAGUAAAUCAACUUCAAAAUGGUUUCAGAAAACAAAAUACAUGUUCUGGAGUGGCCAAGUCAAAGUCCAGGCUUGAACCCCAUUGAGAUGCUGUGGCAUGACCUAAAGACAGCAAUUCAUUCCAGACCUCCCACGAAUCUGACUGAACUACAGCAGUUUUGUCGAGAAGAAUGGGCCAAGAUUAGUCCUGAUUGAGGUGCCAGACUGAUCUGCAGAUACAGGAAGCGUCUAGGUGAAGUUAUUGCUGCCAA
Corythoichthys intestinalis (scribbled pipefish) is the source of this 5886-nucleotide messenger RNA. RefSeq lists its product as uncharacterized. The record is from RefSeq and is a predicted model, not a curated record. NCBI's taxonomy places the organism in Eukaryota, Metazoa, Chordata, Actinopteri, Syngnathiformes, Syngnathidae. The transcript is spliced from 9 exons. Bases 72 to 1565 code for a protein of 497 amino acids.